Epinephelus fuscoguttatus (brown-marbled grouper) is the source of this 2077-nucleotide messenger RNA. RefSeq lists its product as uncharacterized. The transcript has a single exon. The record is from RefSeq and is a predicted model, not a curated record. The coding region runs from base 381 to 1250 and encodes 289 amino acids. NCBI's taxonomy places the organism in Eukaryota, Metazoa, Chordata, Actinopteri, Perciformes, Serranidae.
GAUUUUAAUUUAAGGUUAAAUCCGAGUUGGGACGCUUCAGGACCCAGCCAUAACCAGAAUAAUAGUUUGAGUAAAAAAAUGAGAGAGAGAGAACUGUUUGGUCAAAGUUGCAAAGUCAAUGACGUGCUGACGUAUUGCGGUAAGCGAGUUGUGUCAUUUCCGGUGUUUCUGUGACAGUGAUUCUGUACUGCUCUGGUGAAUUCCACUUGCCUGCUUUCUCACCUCAGUUGCUUUAACGCUGCUUUUACGUCUACUUCAAGUCAUAACCCACACUGGUUCUGUUUAAGCACCUAUAGCUCUCCUCCUUUCUACGACUUUCUCGCUAAUCUCUUAGCUGUUGUUUGCACGCUCUUAGCCUUGUUAGCUACAUUAGCUUAGCCAUGGCUUCUCCUUCUCCUGCUCUUUCUUGCCCGGUGUGUCAAAUGUUCAGUUAUGCCUCUGCCUCCUUUAGCGACAGUGGUAAUUGUAACAAGUGUAGCUUAUUUGCUGCGUUGGAGGCGAGGCUUAGUGAAUUAGAAGCGCGGCUCCGCACCAUGGAAAACCAUUCAGCAACUGUGGUAGUUAGCCAGUCCCCUGUAGCUGGUGCAGAGCCACAUAGCAUAGCCUUAGCCUCUGCUAACUGUCCUCCGGUAACUCCCGUUCAGCCCGGAGGUUGGGUCACGGUCCGCCAGAAGCACAGCUCCAAGCCGAAGCCCACGGCUCACCACCAGCCUGUUCACGUUUCCAUACGCUUUUCCCCACUCAGCGACACACCCGCUGAGGAUAAAACUCUGGUUAUUGGCAGCUCUAUUCUGAGAAACGUGAAGUUAGCAACACCAGCGGCCAUAGUCAAAUGUAUCCCUGGGGCCAGAGCGGGCGACACUGAAUCAAAUUUAAAGCUGCUGGCUAAAGCUAAACGUAGAUUCAGUAAGAUUGUUAUUCACGUCGGCGGCAAUGACACCCGGUUACGCCAAUCGGAGGUCACUAAAAUUAAUAUUGCUUCGGUGUGUGAAUAUGCAAAACGAUGUCGGACUCGUAGUUUUCUCUGGACCCUCCCAAAUCUGACCAGUGAUGACAUGUUUAGCUGCAUGUCAUCAUUUAACCGCUGGCUGUCCAGGUGGUGUCCAGCAAACGAUGUGGGUUUCGUUAAUAAUUGGCAAACUUUCUGGGAAAACCUGGUCUUAUUAGGAGACGGCAUUCAUCCCACUUUGGAUGGAGCUGCUCUCAUUUCUAGGAACCUGGCAAACUUUAUUAGUAAUUUAAAUCCCUGACAACCCAGAGUUGAGACCAGGACUCGGAGACGCAGUCCUAAACGCCUCUCUGAGCUUCUAGUUCAGUUACCCAGCCAUAGUUUUAAUAGUUUUAUACAAACGGUGUCUGUCCCCCGACCGCCUAAAUUAUCUAAAUCUAAAAUUAAACAAAGAGGAGUUGUGCAUACCAACCUCAUAAAAAUUAAAACCUCUUCUGUGACAGAAAGACAAAACAGGAGAAUUAAAUGCGGACUGUUGAAUAUCAGGUCUCUAUCGUCUAAAGCAGUGUUAGUAAACGAAUUAAUAUCAGAUAAUCAUAUUGAUUUACUCAGUCUCACUGAAACCUGGCUGUGUCAAGAUGAAUAUGUCAGUCUAAAUGAGUCCACUCCUCCCAGUCAUAAUAAUACCCACAUUCCUCGAGGCAGCGGCCGAGGAGGGGGAGUUGCAGCCAUUUUUAACUCUAGCCUGUUAAUGAGCCCUAAACCUAAACUAGAUUAUAAUUCAUUUGAAAGCCUCGUUCUUAGUCUUUUACAUCCGACCUGGAAAACCUCGCAGCCACUUUUAUUUGUUAUAGUGUACUGUGCUCCUGGCCCGUAUUCUGAAUUUUUAUCUGAAUUCUCAGAGUUUUUAUCCAGUUUAGUUCUUAAGUCAGAUAAAGUUAUUAUUGUAGGCAAUUUUAACAUUCAUGUCGACGUUGAUAAUGACUCCCUGGCUACCGCGUUUAUCUCAUUAUUAGACUCCAUUGGCUUCAGUCAGGGUGUACAUGAACCUACUCAUUGUUUUAACCAUACCCUCGAUCUAGUUCUGACGUAUGGAAUUGAAAUUGAUAACCUAAAAGUCUUUCCACA